CAAUUGCAUAUGCACUGGAGAUGCAAACUUUCAAAAUGAAUACGACCUUGGGGUUUUGGAAAUUGGUUUCUCCCCAUGUAGGUUUGACUCCAGUAAGAACUUCUGGAUAGUUUAUAGCAUUUCCUUAGAAUUUGAAAACUUCAUACAGCUUGCUUUCUGCGCUUAACUCUUUCCAGUGCAAUGUAGGCAUCAAAGAUGCAUGAAAUCCGGAUGAAAUUAAGAAGACACGACGCCAGUCCUAUCGUAAUGGCGCGGGGUCGAAAUUUAAUUGCCAUGUCAGCCCUCUCUACAAAACUUAGCUGAAAGUCUUUUGGAAUAUUUGGAAAAAUUAGAUUGCUGUCUAGCACUACCAAUGUAAUCACAAAUGCUAAUUUGGAUGCCCCAGCCGGAUCUAAACACUUUUUGAGCUUAGGCUUCCAUCAAGAGUUCCCAAAGGCAUGCUAUGGUGGUCGUCAUACUGUCGCAAUGCUCCUCGGGGAUGGUGUUGGUCCUGAACUUUUAUCAUACGUUAAAGAAGUAUUCCAAGUCGUUGGGGCACCAAUAGACUUUGAAGAAGUUUUUGUUAAUCAAGAGUCCGAAGAUGCAACGUUUACAGAUGCCCUACUAGCUAUGAAGCGCAACGGUGUGGGAAUCAAAGGAAACUUUGCUACAGAGCCUGGUCAGUCAUCAAGGAAUCUGGCUCUUCGCCUGAAAUUGAAUUUGUAUGCGUUUGUUCAGCGAUGUCACAACUUUCCAGGUGUGCCUACUCGUCAUCAAAAUGUUGAUAUCGUUAUAAUACGUGAAAACACAGAGGGCGAAUACAGUCGUUUAGAGCAUGAAAAUGUCCCUGGAGUGGUUGAAUCCUUGAAAAUUAUAACAAGAGAGAAAUCAACGAGAAUUGCUCAAUUUGCGUUCGAUUAUGCCGUUCGACAUAAUCGAAAAAAAGUUACUGCAGUACACAAGGCAAAUAUCAUGAAGUUGAGUGAUGGUCUUUUCUUAGAAGUAUGCUCUACAAUGGCUAAAAAGUAUCCACAGAUUGAAUUCAAUCAGAUGAUUAUCGAUAAUACGUGUAUGCAGUUAGUCAGUAAACCUCAACAGUUUGAUGUUAUUGUUUUACCAAAUCUAUAUGGGAAUAUAGUUGGUAACGUGGCUGCUGGAUUAGUUGGUGGUGCUGGUCUUACAACAGGCAUUAAUUUAGGCCCACAAAGUGCUCUAUUCGAAAUGGGUACGCGCAAUUCUGGACGUUCAUUGGCUGGAAAAAAUAUCGCCAAUCCGUGUGGUAUGCUGCUUACCUCAGCAGAUAUGUUAGAUUAUUUGGAUCAUACACGAGAAGCUAAAUUAAUUCGCGAUGCAGUCAUCUAUGUUGUUGGUGAACAGAAAAUACGCACAGCUGAUCUGGGAGGUAAUUUUAAAACAAGCAAAGUCAUUGAAGCGGUUUUGAAAAGGUUGAAAAGUCAAAUUGCACUGUGAUAUAUUGGAAAAUAAAAUGCAAAAAACCCCCAACACUUUUGAACUUAGUCUACACGUGUAACUGUACACAACAUUCAAUAUUGUCUUUCCUGUUCACCUUGCUGUUCGUUAUUAUAGAAAUAAUACAUUAAAACACGUAUCGCCAUACUUUUAGGGUAUAUAUAUA
Messenger RNA from Heterobilharzia americana, 1615 nucleotides. The record is from the annotation of a GenBank genome assembly. NCBI's taxonomy places the organism in Eukaryota, Metazoa, Platyhelminthes, Trematoda, Strigeidida, Schistosomatidae.